Messenger RNA from Hypomesus transpacificus, 2394 nucleotides. RefSeq names its product protein O-fucosyltransferase 2 (gene pofut2). Gene Ontology annotation, biological process: protein O-linked glycosylation via fucose. The transcript has 9 exons. The record is from RefSeq and is a predicted model, not a curated record. Lineage: Eukaryota; Metazoa; Chordata; Actinopteri; Osmeriformes; Osmeridae. The coding region runs from base 17 to 1366 and encodes 449 amino acids. Gene Ontology annotation, molecular function: peptide-O-fucosyltransferase activity.
GUACGUAGCCAAAAAAAUGGCGGACAUCAGAGGCACAAGAGGAGUGCAAGCGCCAGUGUUAUGGAAUGUUUCUGUGCAUUCUGUAAUGACAUUGUGCAUUUUCAUUUUCACAAUAAGAACAGUGUUGGCUGAAUUUAAAAACGAAGAUGCGUUCCGUGCAGGGAACUCUGUCACGUUAUCGACCGCAGCGGCAGCACGAGAUCUACGGUACCUGCUAUAUGAUGUGAAUCCCCCAGAAGGCUUCAACCUCCGCCGGGAUGUGUAUAUCCGCAUGGCGUCCCUGGUAAAAACCCUGGGAAGGCAGGGGGACUGGGUGCUGGUGCUACCUCCCUGGGGUCGCCUCUACCACUGGCAAAGCCCUGACAUCCACCAGGUCCGCAUCCCCUGGGGCGAGUUCUUCAGCAUCACAAGCCUGCAGGCCAACGUGCCUGUCAUAGAGUAUGAGGAGUUCAUUGCUGAGUCUGGGGGCCCAUUUAUUGAUCAAGUCCUUGUGCUGCAGAACUAUGCUGAAGGCUGGACAGAUGGAAAGUGGGAGGAGAAAGUGGAUGAGCGGCCAUGCAUUGAUCGUUUAAUGUACUCGAAAGAUAAGCAGGGCUAUUACAGAGGAUGGUACUGGGGAUAUGAAGAAACACGAGGUCUGAAUGUCACCUGUUUGUCAGCUCAGGGCCAUGCAUCUAUUCUGGCCCCACUCCUUCAUAACAACUUCACAGCAAUGUCAGUUAUGCUGGAUAGAGCAGAGACUGUUCUGCAUGACCAUUAUGCUGGAAAGGAUUACUGGGAUACUCGCCGGAGCAUGGUUUUUGCAAAACACCUGAGACUAAUAGGGGAUGCAUUUAGAGCAAAGUACCUAAAUUCAACUGAUCAAACAGACCAAACUGUGUAUAAUGAAGACUGGACUCGAAUGAUGGCUAAGAUGGGUUCUGCUAUAGGUGGGCCAUACCUUGGGGUGCACCUCCGCAGGAAGGACUUCAUCUGGGGUCACAGAGAGGAUGUGCCUAGUCUCAAAGGAGCUGUCAAGAAAAUGAAUAUCUUGAUGAAGAAGCACAAACUUGACAGAGUCUUUGUUGCCACGGACGCAGAUGAGGAAGAGCUGGAAGAGCUAAAGAGGAUGCUGCCAGAGAUGGUGCACUUUGAGCCUACCUGGGAAGACCUGGAGCUGCUUAAGGACGGAGGAGUGGCCAUCCUCGACCAGUGGAUCUGUGCACAUGCCAGGUUUUUCAUUGGAACUUCUGUAUCCACCUUCUCCUUCCGUAUCAUGGAGGAGAGAGAGAUUCUGGGCUUUGACCCUAAAACCACCUACAACCGCUUUUGUGGGGACAAUGAGACACACUGUGAACAGCCCACACACUGGAAGAUAGUAUAUUGAAGGAAAAUGUGACUCGUGACAUGUCUUUGUUUGAAAGUGCCAAAACCUGUAUUCAAAUUGACAUUUUGAUAUGUUUCAGAACGUUUUUUAUUUCAGUUAUAGAAUAUAUUGGGAUCAUUUUAAUUGUUUUUAAAUGUUUUGUGAAAUCAGGCAUACCAUGACUAGUAUUAAGGCUUACCUCGAGAAGUGAAGACUGGGUGUAAAUCUGACUCAGAUUUUAAAGUUCAAACUUGGACAUCCAUUUCCAUAUUUUAUUUUGUUGCAUGCGUUAUCUUUUUUCUCUUGAUAUUUAAUAGUGUCAUUCACUUAAAGAUUAUUUACAGUCUGUAAUGAAGGGGUUGCAAACUGUCAUAAAGGGAUUAUUAUAUAUGUUUUUACCUCAAUGUCCUUUACACCUAAGCACACUUACACUACUCUGGCUCUCCCUUACAAAAACAUUUAUAUAGUAUUGAACAAUCUGUUCGAUAAUCUGAUCAAUCCAGUAUUUUGUUCUUCUUCAUGUUGCUUAGAUGUGAUUAUAAUUAAUUGUCUAUCAAAACAUUUAUAUUUUUGGUAAACAUUUAAUUUCAAUGGAUGUUGAAAACUUUGUAUAAGUGUAUUUCAAUAGAUCUUAUUCAUUAUCAUUCCACCAUGGAUUCACAAUUUUGUGAUGUCCCAGAGAGUGUGCUCAACAGACUUAUUUUUAUAUGACUAAAUGACAUAACUUAUUUGCAAUUUAUAAUGAUAGAAACACGUUGAAGCAGCACACAAAUUAAGUGAUAUUUUUUAAUGCAUAUGAUGUUACAGCUUUCCCACCACAAAUACUUGAAUUGAUGUCUAUGUGGGCAUUCUGAAAACAUAAACACGAGUACUGUGAGAGUGCAAUAUGAUGUGGAAACUUAUAUGUGGAUUACCUUUUGGUGACUAAAAGGAAGCAAUAGCUGACGUGGUUGCAUUAUCACCUUUCAGGAUGUCCCAAGAGACAAAAAAGCAAAUAUUCAGAUUUAUAAUUCAUGACUUGUUUCAAUAAAUUACAAAUCUGUUUGGUU